GAGCAAGACAACCCAGGCCCAAUGAAUCCCAAGUUAAUUGACAAGCCGAAGUCGAAGAUUACGGCUUCGCGUAAGCUCUCCCUGAAGAUCAUGCUGCUCACCAGGGCGAUGGAGCAGCUGGAACAGGAGACGCAGGACAGGGAUGAGGAGAAACUGAGCUACCUGGGAGAGCGACUGCCCCCCUUGCAGUUCUCUGGACUGUCAUUGGCUGAGCUACAGGACCUAUGUAAGCAAGCUCCAUGGAAAGAUAGAUGUGGUAGAUGAGGAGAGAUACGACCUGUGAGGCCAAG
Molecule: messenger RNA, 290 nt
Organism: Oncorhynchus kisutch (coho salmon)
Lineage: Eukaryota; Metazoa; Chordata; Actinopteri; Salmoniformes; Salmonidae
Product: troponin I, slow skeletal muscle-like
Exons: 4
Coding region: 22-264 (80 amino acids)
Cellular component (GO): troponin complex
Source: RefSeq, a predicted model, not a curated record